This is a messenger RNA of Oncorhynchus nerka (sockeye salmon), 3046 nucleotides long. It is a transcript of the gene exosc10, whose product is annotated as exosome component 10. The transcript has 25 exons. The record is from RefSeq and is a predicted model, not a curated record. Lineage: Eukaryota; Metazoa; Chordata; Actinopteri; Salmoniformes; Salmonidae. Gene Ontology annotation, biological process: poly(A)-dependent snoRNA 3'-end processing; histone mRNA catabolic process; TRAMP-dependent tRNA surveillance pathway. Gene Ontology annotation, cellular component: nuclear exosome (RNase complex); nucleolus. Bases 67 to 2727 code for a protein of 886 amino acids. Gene Ontology annotation, molecular function: single-stranded RNA binding; nucleotide binding; 3'-5'-RNA exonuclease activity.
CCCAACGGUGAAGAAGAAAAACCAAGCGCGGUUGCUUCCUGCCACUCGCAUGUACAGAAAUUAGAGAUGGAUUCUUCAAACAGUGACAAACAAAAUAAUAAUCAAUCUGUUAACGAAGACCCAGCUGGUGUGGACAACGAGUUUUGUCCCGGUUUCAAGGAUGUGGAUGCAUUUGUGAAGUAUGGACUGGGCACUGUCGUAGCAGCUACCAAGGCAUCUGCCAGUCUACCGCAAGUAGGGGAUGAAUAUGAUUUAUAUCGCAGCUUCCCGGGAUUUCAAGAAUUCUGUGAAACUCAAGGAGAUGGACUGUUGCAUUGUAUGAGUCAGAUAAUGCACCACCAUGGCUGCAGAGCUCACAUGAGAGACCGCAACAAACUGACGGGGUUGGAGGAAAGAUUUGACUUGGUGGUUGACUCCAAUGAUGUCAUUCUUGAGAAAGUGGGUAUUCUGCUUGAUGAUGCUGCCGGGGUCAACAGGAGCCAGCAACCUGUCAUGCCCGCAGGUUUUCAGCCCCCUAAGAUCGUCGUAUCCAGUUGGAAUCGUAAGGGGGGUGACUCUGGUUCUGGAUGUAGUUCAGAGACAUUCCGACUCCUCCAAGCCAAAAACGUCACCAGACCUCAGUUGAAAUUCCGGGAAAAAGUUGACAAUAGCAACACACCGUUUACUCCAAAGAUCUUCGUCAAGCCCAAUGCAAUAAAACCACUUCCUUCAUAUUUUACCAACAAACACAUUCGCAAAGAGAGACCAGAGGAUUUGGAUGUCCCUGCCGCCCUGGCUGAUUUCAUUCACCAGCAGAGAACUCAGGAGCAUGUAGAAGACAUGUUCGCUCACCCAUACCAAUACGAACUGGAUCACCUUGCGUUACCUGAGAAUCUUCUGUCCAAGCCUGAACCCCAGAUGUACAAACCACUUGCUGAGACAAAGUGCUCAUUCAUUGACAAUCUGGAGGAUCUGGUGGCAGUAAACGAGAAACUGGCCAAGACGUCAGAGUUUGCAGUAGAUCUAGAGCAUCACUCCUACAGAAGUUUUUUGGGCAUCACCUGCCUGAUGCAGAUUUCAACACGGGAUGAAGACUUCAUUAUAGACACCUUGGAGCUGCGUAGUGAGCUGUACAUACUCAAUGAGGCUUUCACAGAUCCCGCCAUCGUCAAGGUUUUCCAUGGUGCCGACUCUGAUAUUGAGUGGCUGCAAAAGGAUUUGGGCCUUUACAUUGUCAACAUGUUUGACACUCACCAGGCGUCACGUACCCUUAACCUGGGCAGGCACUCGCUUGACCACUUGCUUAAGCUGUUCUGCAACGUGGACUCUGACAAACGCUACCAGUUGGCAGACUGGAGAAUACGGCCUUUGCCAGAUGAGAUGUUUCAGUAUGCCCGGGCAGAUACCCACUACCUCCUCUAUGUCUACGAUCGGCUGAGGGUGGACCUGUGGGAAGUGGGCAAUGGGCAGCCUGCCCUGCUGCAGAUGGUCUGGCACAAAAGCAAAGACAUCUCAUUGAAGAAAUACAUGAAGCCGCUCUUCACCGAGGACUCCUACAUGGACCUGCUGAGGAAGCAGAAGAAGGCGUUCAACACGCAGCAGCUAACUGCCUUCCGACUGCUGUACGGCUGGAGGGACAAGCUGGCCAGACAGGAGGAUGAGAGCACUGGAUAUGUCCUACCCAAUCAUAUGAUGAUUAAGAUCUCUGACAUCCUGCCCAAAGAGCCUCAAGGCAUCAUCGCUUGCUGUAACCCUGUCCCCCCAUUGGUGCGGCAGCAGGUCAACGAGCUCCACUUAUUGGUGCAGCAGGCCCGGGAGAUGCCCCUUCUCAAGGCUGAAAUUGUGGCUGACAAGAAGAAAACACUCACGCCCAUAAAAAAGCCAGAAAUUCCUCUUUUUGGGCCUCAUGAUACAUCCAGAGUCUCUGAAAGUGAUAUCCCCAGCUUUGCCCCAGAUAAACUUUCAGAACUCUCAACCAAAAAGGGGGCACUGUUUUCUGAAGAGGAGCAGGGAGAGGACAUGCAUAAAAUGAUGGGUCUAGUAGUUUCAGCGAAAAUCACAUUGUUUGAGGAGGACACCGUCAAAGACCCUGGUAACCUCACAGUGGCUCAACAGAAAGCAUGCAGGGUUGUCGAGUCUUUUCAGAACCCUUUCCGAAUGUAUCUACCGUCAAACGACAUCCAUAUCUCCAAAAAUGCUAAGUUCGACCCCUCUACGAAAAUAUAUGAGAUCAGUAAUAGAUGGAAGCUGCAGAGUGUGGAACAGCAGCAGAAGGAGGUAGAGGCCAAAAAGAAAGCGAAGGAAGAGGCAAAGGCAGUAGCAGAGGAAAGGAAGAAGGCCAAGCAGAGCUACCAGGAAUCACUUCAGAAUGUUGCGACUGUGCGCCAGCAAGCUUCAGAAUCUAUAAAACCAGGAGGAAAGAAAAGGGAGAGGGUUGCCAGUGAGACAGGAGAGUCGACCCCAAAACCUAACAAGAAACUAAUGAAAGCUGCUGUGAAGAAAAACGAGGACUCUACAACACCUCUAGUUUUCAAACCGUAUGACUACAGCCAGUCAGAUUUCAAAGUCUUUGCUGGGGCCAAAGGAAAUGAUGGUAAACAGUUUGAUCCAGACAGACAAGGUCAUGAACCCAGGAAAAAGAAAAAUGCAAAAGCACAAAAAUCGAAUGCCUGUGCUGGAAACCGAAGUAUGUCCUUUUUUGGUGGAAAAUCCGAAAGAGGAGUCCGUCGUAACUGGCCUAAAAGAUAGGUCUACCCAUCAAUGAACUUUUCUUCUCUUCUCAAAAAGGAAACCUGUUUUAAAAUGAGAUUUUUUUGUGUGGAUCUAGUUACCCUAUGUUAGUACAAUGGUGCACAAAAUAUUUUUUUCUUUAACAAAGUAUUUGCAGCCUGCUUAUUAAAAUAGUUUUUAAGGGAAUUUGUCUUAUUUUAUUUGUUGAUGGAAUCUUCACAAAAUGUGCUUGCAAACAUUCAGACUAGACUUUCAGGUACAUUUUUAACCACACUUGUUGUUAAAGCUCAUACAGUUAUUGGCUGCCGCUCAUUAAAAGAGGAACUGGUCAAAACUA